This is a messenger RNA of Cryphonectria parasitica EP155, 849 nucleotides long. RefSeq lists its product as uncharacterized. The record is from RefSeq and is a predicted model, not a curated record. The coding region runs from base 1 to 849 and encodes 282 amino acids. NCBI's taxonomy places the organism in Eukaryota, Fungi, Ascomycota, Sordariomycetes, Diaporthales, Cryphonectriaceae. The transcript has a single exon.
AUGGCAGAUGUUCUCGGGACAGUAGCUUCAGCUGUGCAAUUAGCUGGUCUCUGCCAGGAAUUAUAUUAUCUUUUGAAAAACGCGAGGCGCACAUUGCGCCAAUACAAGGACAGUGUCAAAGACCUCAUCACUGUCUCGCACGAGAUUAAAGAUACCCCGGUCCUCCAGACUCCAGAGAUCACAGAAAUCAUCAAGUCGCUCAUCUCCCUUAUCCACACCUUCAAAUUCAGCCACCAAAGGUUCGACAACCGUCUCAGAGCCUGCUGGGUACUUCUCAGGAAGAGGUCCGACUUGGACUGCCUAUUUGCCCUCAUAGAGACCAAGAAGACCAACAUCUCGCUCUUGGUGUCUACUGUGCAGAUAUCGCUCUUGCUAGACGUGCAACAAAACAUCGCCCAGAUGAACAACCAAUUCGAAUCGCUUUCCCCCACAACCCCUCAGCAGCCCAAAACAUUCUCUCAGAACCAUCAAAAACUUCCAGACACUCCUCCACUCACAUCCUGUCAAGUCGCCGAACAGGGCUCUCAAACACAUCAGUCACGUACACAUACUGGAUCUUCCUCAAGCACUGUAUCUCUCCCAAGAACUGAAUCCGGCAUGGGUAUCACACAAUCAUCUCAGUGGUGGGGGAUUUUGGGCAUGGGCGCAUCGCUGACAUCUUUACCAACUGGGAUGGGACAGCAGCGAAAGUCAACCAUGACAUUCGGCAACAUCAAGAUGACGGGAAGAGGUCGUCAGGUGAAUGGGUUUGAGACGGGUGCCAACCCUCAGCACGACACAGAACUGAAUUUUGGAGAUGUUGACAUGAAUGGAGAUCUCGAAGGUCGUCAGGUGAAUGGUUAUGCCUGA